Ruditapes philippinarum (Manila clam) is the source of this 2632-nucleotide messenger RNA. RefSeq lists its product as uncharacterized. The transcript has 3 exons. The coding region runs from base 177 to 962 and encodes 261 amino acids. NCBI's taxonomy places the organism in Eukaryota, Metazoa, Mollusca, Bivalvia, Venerida, Veneridae. The record is from RefSeq and is a predicted model, not a curated record.
CUAAAAUAUAUACAGGACAAAUUUAAAACUAUUUCAUUCAACAAAUUCGACAAUCAUUCGAAACUAAAGUCAGCAGUUAUAAAAUGUCAGCGCCCUAACAGAAGAAAAGGACAUCAGAUUAGAUAGUUUUUCGUUUUCAAAACGCAUUUUAGGUGGCUACAGGAGAGACAUUGAAAAUGGUCCUGUGCCUAGUCAGAUGCUGCAGAUUUCAACAUUUGAAAGGAUUUCAGAAAAAUAUCAGGAAACAUGGCCUCCCAUCUUUAGUAUCAUGUGAUUCAAAAGCGCUGAGCACUAGAUUAACCUCUCAUUGUACUGGUACCUUGAACAAUCAUAUACGUCACAACAGGCUAGAGUUAAAAUAUUCAGAAACAGGGAGACCUUUUCAUACCUCUAUUUCUCUUUUGAAGAUGAUUAAAGAAGAUUAUGAAACAUGGAGAAUAUUAUAUCCCGAUGGAAAGUUUUUAUGCAAUGCUGAAAUGUAUGUCCUUAAAAAGUUCUGCCAUCGCUAUAAACGCUAUAAGUUUAAAGAAGUGGAACCAGAUAGUGAAAAAGCCGCAACCGUUGAUAUGGGUGAUGGAAAGUUUAAAGUUUUUCUACUAUUUGAUAAGUUGAGAGGAAAAUCUGGUGCAAGGAAAGAGUCAAGGACAAAAAUCAUACAAUUUCAUCACGAAGCAACUGCCAAAAAUGAAAAAAUGGAUCAAAUUUUGGAAACAUUAGUAAAUGAAGGAAAAGUUACUGUUACUUUUGAUCAGAAGAGUAAAGUUGGAGGUGAGGUACUGAAAAUAUUGAAAGAGUUUGACAACGUUAAAGUAGUUGUGUCGGUUGAUAAUAGAGUAUAUUUUGUAAAAAUAGAUGAAGUCACGGGAACCAUGCUGCAGAAACUGUUUGAAGAUGUACAGCUGAAGGAAGCUAAACAUCUUGCCCAAGUAAAGGAUUUGCUUAAAACUAUGGAAGAACAGUAAAUCAUAGUUCUUUAUGAUCAAAACAUUAGAACUUUUCAACUUGUAAAUAGUCAUGGAUUUGUGAAAUCUGAAUAGAGAAGAAUCAAUGAAGUUGGUGCUGCCAAGUUUGCCUAUAUAAUUUUUUACGGGAUAUAAUACGUCCUUAAAUUGGCUCUUAUGUAUUUUCUACAGCCUAUACAAAUUUAUAUAGUGUUUUAUCCACUGAAUAUACAUGUAAUAAUCAAGUUGACAAAGUAAUGUUAAGUGAAGGUCAUGAUGUUCUUCAUAUGACACUGAAAUAGGCUAAAAGUGUUGAACUUUAACAAGCUCAUGAAAGUCUCUUUUUUUAGCUUAAUGUAUUUCUUGUUUGAACAUCUCUUUUAAAAAGUUGUGUGAUUUGAAAUAGAGUCUUUUUACGAGUACCUUGACUUUUAUAUGAAUUAUAUGGCAAGUCUUCUUAUUUGUUGAAAUCUUAUUAAUAUAGCUCCAAAAAAAAUAUUAAAUUUGGUUGAGACUUCAGUUACAUUUGUGUGUAUUCAUGUAAAUAAAGUAACUUGAAAUGAAUAUGACAUUGACUUACCUAACAAUUUUUUAAGAUGUGACCUUCAAAUUUUGAUCAAAUACAGAAUUUUUUUGUGACCUUUGCACUAUUUUUUGUAUGGCCUCUAUGGAGUAGUGGCGCACAUAUUGGUUCAAUGAUUUUUGACAGAGUUAUGGCCCUUUAAUUAUUUUUAUUUUAAGGUUUGUCUGGAGUUAUCCUCUUAUACUACUAAUGCAAUUUCAUUGAAACUUUACAGGUUUGAUUGGUAGCUCAAGUAUUUGUGCAUAUUACACGGGUUUUCUGAUUAAAUGAUUUUUGGGCGGAAUUUUGGCCCUUUAAUAAAAAGUUGUUAAUGAAAUUUGUCCAGACUACUAUUCUUAUACCACUAAUGCAAUUUCAUUCAAACUUUACAGGAUUGAUAAGUACAUGUAAGUCAAGUACUUGAACAUUAUAACACAGGUUUUCCAUUUAAAUGAUUUUUUGCAGAGUUAUGGCCCUUCAAUAAAAAAGGUGUCUUUUUGUGUUGUCAGCUACUUGUUUGGACUACUCUUGUGCAUUUUAAUCAAAACUGUACAGGAAUAAUGAAUACUAUGUCUAGUUGUGCAUCUCAUCAAAUUUUUUUGAUUUUAUGAUUUUUGUCCCAUUAAUGAUUUCAAUUUUAAAAUUUGUCUGGACUUAUACCACUAUUGCAAUUUUAAUGAAACUUUACAAGAUUGAUCGUAAGCUCAAGUACUUGAACAUAGUAUACGUGUUUUCUGAUUGAAGGCUUUUCAGCCAAGUUAUGGGCGUUGAAUAAAAAAGUGUGUUUUGCCCUGUUAAUGAUUUUUGGGUCUCCUGCUACACAGUAGCUGCAACAUGCAACUGGCUAUCAUGAGGCGACACAUGUCAUCACUGAUGGCCCUUGUUUUGAUUUUUGCCGUGGCUUCUGCAUUUUAGAAAUUCUCACCUUUUAUAGAAAAAUUAAUUAUGGCAGUGAUUAAGUCCCAUCAUAGUGCUUUUGUUUUUUUUAGACAAUUCCUGCAUAGUGCUAGUUUUUUUUCCAAGUUGAGCUUGCUUUUUGUCAGAUAGCUUGUUAUUUAUGUUUAUAUGAAUAUGGCUUGUUAUUCAAGCAUUGAGACAUGAAAUAAAGCACAAAUUACAUGUAUUAUUA